Molecule: messenger RNA, 1500 nt
Organism: Aspergillus sclerotioniger CBS 115572
Lineage: Eukaryota; Fungi; Ascomycota; Eurotiomycetes; Eurotiales; Aspergillaceae
Product: glycoside hydrolase family 43 protein
Exons: 2
Coding region: 385-1443 (352 amino acids)
Biological process (GO): carbohydrate metabolic process
Molecular function (GO): hydrolase activity, hydrolyzing O-glycosyl compounds
Source: RefSeq, a predicted model, not a curated record
CGUGCUUCCAUCCAGAUUGUCACCACCAGGUCCUGUCACUUCCCCAUGCGUCCGUUAUCGCGGGCCUAGAUCCCAGUCUUCUCCAAUGGCUUCUCCCAUUGGCUCAGAUAGCUAGCACCUCGUACUCUAACAUCCGACGACAUACAGCAGAUGAUACCCUGCUAGGAUACAUUUCCUGGUUCGCGUGGGCGGAUGUCACAUUGCGGAAAAUAGAGGCGGGUUGAUACCAUGAAAGGCAUACGCUCAAUCCUGUACCGCGACAGGAGCCCACACACAACAUGGAUCCAGUCCGCACAAUCCAAUGCAGGCGCAGAGGAGUGUAUAGAGGGUAUAUCACCAUCGAAGUCGCCUGGUCCAGAGCCGCAAGCAGGCGCCAAAGCCUCCAUGAUCUGGACGCGGAAGAAGGUGGUAUGGCUGGUUAUCCUGGUUUCUCUUGGUGUAGCCAUUAUCGUCGUGGUGAUCACUGUGCCGGUAGUCCUCCUGGUCGAUAAAAAAUCGAACGACGAUCCCAGCUACCACAAUAAAGCAAAUCGCCCAAUCCGCGUCGUGGAUGAUUUUCCCGAUCCUGGCCUGGUCCAUGUGAACGGCACGUGGUACGCAUAUGGUACAAACGCCGCAGCCGAUAAUCCCAACGUCGCCCAUGUCCCAGUGGCUACCUCGAAGAACUUCACCACUUGGUCCCUACUGCAGGGAUACGACGUCCUACCGACCCUCAGCGGUUGGGAAACCAACAUCAACCACUACGCUCCGGAUGUGAUUCAACGGGAAGACGGCCGAUUCGUCCUCUACUACUCUGGCGAACUGAAAGACUGGCUACGCCACCACUGUGUCGGCGCCGCAGUCUCAAACGGAACAAACCCCCUGGGACCGUACGUGCCGCGCAACCAAACUCUCGCAUGUCCCCGAGACCAAGGCGGCGCGCUCGACCCAGCCCCAUUUAAAGACGUCGAUGGAACACUUUACGUGGUCUACAAAGCGGACGCCAACAGCAUCGGACACGGAGGGGACUGCAACAACGGCAAGAAGCCAAUCUUAUCAACGCCAAUCAUGCUCCAGCAGCUCCAGAGCGACGGAGUUACUCCCGUUGGUGACCCGGUUGAAAUCCUGACCAACGAAAAGGUCGACGGGCCUUUGGUUGAAGCUCCAGAUAUCAUCCGAACCGACCAGGGCGUCUACUAUCUGUUCUUCUCGUCCCACUGCUACACCUCGCCCGAGUAUGACGUGAAGUAUGCCUAUUCGACAUCUCUCAGUGGUCCAUACAUACGGGCUGAGCGGGCUUUGUUUAAAUCGGGAGACUUUGGACUCAAGUCUCCUGGGGGAGCGACUGCUUCUGUUGAUGGAACGAGGAUGGUCUUUCAUGCUAAUUGUGGGGAUGAAAGGUGCUUGUAUGCGGCUGCCAUUGAUAUUAGCAUCAAUCAUACUAUCACCCCGGCUGCGCUUUGAUCAGGAACAUAGAUGUUAUAGCUCUCAUCUUUAGUAGUAUCAUAGAUCCGGUUCUGU